Drosophila busckii is the source of this 540-nucleotide messenger RNA. It is a transcript of the gene Naa20B, whose product is annotated as N-alpha-acetyltransferase 20. Gene Ontology annotation, biological process: N-terminal peptidyl-methionine acetylation. Gene Ontology annotation, cellular component: NatB complex. Gene Ontology annotation, molecular function: protein-N-terminal amino-acid acetyltransferase activity. NCBI's taxonomy places the organism in Eukaryota, Metazoa, Arthropoda, Insecta, Diptera, Drosophilidae. Bases 1 to 540 code for a protein of 179 amino acids. The transcript has a single exon. The record is from RefSeq and is a predicted model, not a curated record.
AUGUUUAAAUUCAAUCGCUUAGCUUGGGAUCCAUUCAUAGAGGACUACAACUUGAGCUUCUUUGUGACCAAGAUGCUGCAGUUUCCAAUGCUAUCGCAGGCUGUGCUGGCGCCCAACGAGCAACUGAUGGGCUAUCUAUUGGGCGAGUCCGAUAAAGCGGCAGCUGGCGAUCAUCAACUGUAUGGCCAUGUAUCUGUAUUGGCUGUGGACAGUGAGUAUCGACGCUUGGGUGUGGGCAGCAAGCUGCUAGAGCGAUUCCAUCAGCUCAUGGAGCAGCAGCAAAAAUGGUAUGUGAGCUUGUAUGUGCGUAUGAAUAACCGGAGUGCCAUGAGACUCUAUGAAUCCUUGGGCUAUGUCAAGUAUAGUUGGCUACCCAAUUUCUAUCCAGAUGAUCAUGGCUAUAGUCUGCGCCUUCCACUAGCCACGGAUGUGGCUGGCAAGACGCUGCAAGGACAGCAAUUUAUAAUUAAGUUUUAUUUUAUUAUUAUGCAUGUAAUGUUGCUUAUACGUGCCGUGCUCAAGUUUGUUUUGCGCCAUUAA